This is a messenger RNA of Trichomycterus rosablanca, 4154 nucleotides long. It is a transcript of the gene abr, whose product is annotated as ABR activator of RhoGEF and GTPase. The coding region runs from base 163 to 3411 and encodes 1082 amino acids. Gene Ontology annotation, biological process: intracellular signal transduction; positive regulation of GTPase activity; protein phosphorylation. The record is from RefSeq and is a predicted model, not a curated record. Lineage: Eukaryota; Metazoa; Chordata; Actinopteri; Siluriformes; Trichomycteridae. The transcript is spliced from 23 exons. Gene Ontology annotation, cellular component: membrane. Gene Ontology annotation, molecular function: protein serine/threonine kinase activity; guanyl-nucleotide exchange factor activity; GTPase activator activity.
UUUAUCUUCUGGCACAUGGGAGGUUUCAAGAGACGCCUGGAUCACCGAGAUAUCAUGAGUUCUAACCCAAGAACAUCAACCAACGCGUGAAUUUGGAGCGAUCUGACUGUCUGAGGGGGGUAAAACCAUUCUGGAGAACCUGCUAAGAAAGAAAACAACACAAUGUGGAAUCAGGAGGAGUUCGAGAAGCACUGGAGGAACGAAUUUCAACACGGAGAUGUUCCUCAGAUGGACUUCAGCUCCUUGGAGGAUAUAGAGCAGGAGCUGGAGCAAUGCAAAGUCAGGAUGAAGGCUCUGCAGCACGAUCUGGCCAUGGAGAAGUUCAAGGUGAUCUACCUGCAGACCAGCAUCGCGCAGAAAAAGAAGACCUACGACGGAGAGAGGUGGCUGACCAAGGAGCAGGACAAGGUGCACCCGGAGCUCCCCAGUACCAAGAUCGAGCAACCUGACCAACCCGAUCGGAUUGAGUCGAACCCAGUCAAGGCUCAACACAGUGAACCUGGUGGUGGAAUAGCUCGGGGGAGUAAAACUGGUAAACCUAUCCUGGUGCCUCCUCGCAAGAAGAAUUCUGUUCUGAAGGAGCAGGAGAAGGAGCAGGAGGAGAAGAGACCAGUCCACAGACAGAGACUGGACUCUGCGGAUCGGGACAGUGAUCGGGAAUAUGAGGACCGGGAGCUGAACGAGAACUUCGUACGCAGGAACCUGAUCGACCCAAAACCGAAAAUUAACUCGUCUCUUAGACCGUUUCGAUUCAGUAGGGAUUUCGAAUCGGACGAUGGGAGGUUAUCUCCAUCGGUGGCGCUGAGAGGAAGUUUGGGUUCGGGUCGCAGCACUCCGGAGCGCCGCAGUGACGGGUACCUGAGCUCCGAGCAUGAGGACUCGUCCUCCGCAGACUUCAACUAUAACACUGACGGCUAUGAGGGGGAUGGAGCGGAAGACAGGAAGUCUCAGGACGGCUCGGAGACCAUGCCCUUCAUCGACGAGUCUCCCACCAUGUCCCCUCAGCUGUGCGUUCGUCCCGAUGGAGACGCCGUGUCCCCUACACCACCCGACAACCUGCUGAGCGGGGGAGACAUGGAAAAGGGUCUGGAGAUGAAGAAGCUGGUACUUUCUGGAUUUCUGGCCAGUGAAGAGAUCUACAUUAACCAGCUGGAGGCUUUGUUGUUGCCCAUGCGCCCAUUGAAGGCCACGGCCACCACGUCCAAGCCGGUGCUGACCGUGGAGCAGAUCGACAACAUCUUUUUCAAGCUCCAGGACAUCUACGAGAUCCAUAAGGAGUUCUACGACGCUCUGUUCCCACAUAUUCAACAGUGGGAUGACAAGGUCACGGUCGGACACCUCUUCCAGAAGCUGGCCAGCCAGCUGGGCGUAUACAAAGCCUUCGUGGACAACUACAAGAUGGCGAUGGAGACGGUGGAAAAGUGCAGCCAGUCCAACUCCCAGUUCCAGAAGAUCUCCGAGAACCUCAUAGUCAAAGGACCCAAAGACUCCAAAGAAAGCAGAACCACCACUGUCACCAUGGAGGCUCUCCUGUACAAACCCAUCGACCGUGUGACUCGCAGCACCCUCGUCCUUCACGAUCUCCUCAAGCACACCCCUAAAGAGCAUCCGGAUUUCGCCCUGCUUCAGGACGCGCUCCGAAUCUCCCAUAAUUUCCUGUCCAGCAUCAAUGAGGAGAUUGACCCGCGCAGGACCGCCGUCACCACGCCCAAGGGGGAGGUUCGUCAGCUGGUGAAGGACGGCUUCCUAGUAGAGGUAUCAGAAGGCACAAGGAAACUUCGGCAUGUCUUCCUCUUCACUGACCUUCUGCUCUGUGCCAAAAUAAAGAAGACGGCAGUAGGGAGGAACCAGCAGUACGAAUGCAAGUGGCACAUCCCGUUGGCCGACCUCACCUUCCAGGCGCUGGACGACUCCGACUCCUGCACGCACGUCCAGACUCUUCCUGAGCACGAGAUAGAAGAGAUGAAGAUCAAGAUCUCGGUCAUUAAGAACGAGAUUCAGAAGGAGAAGAAAUCGCAGAAGGGCCAGAGCCGGAACGUGGAGCGCCUGAGGAAGAAGAUGAACGAGCAAGAAUCCUAUCUGCUGCUGCAUUCUCCCACAAUCCCCUUCCGCAUACACAACAAAAACGCCAAGAGCUACUUGUUCCUGCUGUCUUCAGAUUAUGAGAGGUCAGAAUGGAGGGAGAGCAUUCAGAAGCUCCAGAAGAAAGACCUUCAGACCUGCGUGCUGAACUCACUAGAGCUGCAGGUCCUCGCCAGCUCCUGCUUCAAACUCCGAACCGUCCAUAACAUCCCGGUCACCAGUUAUAAAGACGACGAGGAGGCUCCGGGCCUGUACGGUUUCCUGCACGUCAUUGUCCAUUCUGCCACCGGUUUCAAGAAUUCAGCCAAUCUCUACUGCACCCUGGAGGUCGACUCGUACGGCUACUUCGUCAGCAAAGCCAAGACUCGCGUAUUCCGGGACACCACCGAACCACACUGGAACGAGGAGUUUGAGAUUGAGCUGGAGGGAUCGCAGUGCCUGAGGAUCCUGUGUUACGAGAAAUGCUACGACAAAUCCAAGCUUAACAAGGAUGACAACGAGAUCGUAGACAAGAUCAUGGGCAAGGGGCAAGUGCAGCUGGACCCACAGACCGUACAGUCCAAGAACUGGCACGUGGACGUGAUCGAGAUGAACGGGAUUAAAGUGGAGUUCUCGAUGAAGUUCACGAGUCGGGACCUGAGCUUGAAGAGGACACCUUCGAAGAAGCAAAGCGGGGUGUUUGGCGUCAAAAUCAACGUAGUGACCAAGCGCGAGCGCUCCAAGGUGCCUUAUAUCGUACGUCAGUGUAUCGAGGAGGUGGAGAAGAGAGGGAUCGACGAGGUGGGAAUCUACCGCAUCUCCGGUGUAGCCACUGACAUUCAGGCGCUCAAGGCAGCGUUUGAUACCAAUACGAAAGACAUUCUGGUGAUGCUGAGCGAUAUGGACAUCAACGCCAUUGCCGGCACGCUGAAGCUCUACUUCAGAGAACUGCCCGAGCCCCUCCUGACUGACCGCCUCUACCCCGCCUUCAUGGAGGGCAUCGCGCUGUCUGACCCCGCAGCCAAGGAGAACUGCAUGAUGCACCUGCUGCGCUCCUUACCUGACCCUAACCUCAUCACCUUCCUCACCUUGCUUGAGCACCUAAAGAGGGUGGCGGAAAAAGAGCCGGUGAAUAAAAUGUCGCUGCACAACCUGGCCACCGUCUUCGGCCCCACGCUGCUCAGACCGUCCGAAACCGAAAUCAACAAACCCCACAUCACGCUCGCCUCCGAUAUCUGGUCCCACGACGUCAUGGCUCAGGUGCAGGUCUUACUGUACUACCUACAGCACCCUCCCAUCUCCUUUGCCGAACUAAAGAGGAACACACUCUAUUUCUCAACGGACGUUUAACCCCGAGAGACACUCCCACCGUUCAUUCUAAACACCAUUUACUCGCUGUACAGGAUUUUCCCAUCAUGCCGCAGGAAACACGGAGCACGGAGCACAGACGUCACGCUGGAAAGAGAGCCGAGCUCCUGGAGGAUGUUUCCUGUCCAGGACACGUGCUAGUUCGGCGACGUUUGCACUUGACGUUCCCUGUGAUUCAUCCCAUCUGCAUUUUUAAAACUACGUCUACUACUACCAGCUCUUCUGAUUUUGCUUUUUGCACAUCUCUACAGAGCUGUGUGUGUGUGUGUGUGUGUGUGAGUGUGUGUGUAUCGAGGCUUUGAUAGGAGCUCGGAUAAAUAGAGCGCAGACGUUUCCUGACCAUUCCAGGGUCGAAAUCCUUCUCCUUAUUUAUUAUAAAUAUAUUCUUGGUGUGUGUCUGUACAGUCCGUUUCAUUUUUGUCAACAUUUUUAGCUUCGAUUUGUUUAUUAAACUGUAAAAAUGACAAACGCAAACUGAACGUCGUCCAAUCGUCCUUGAUGAUUUUUUGAAAUGCCGUCAUUCGAUUCUCUUUUGUACCGAAAUAAAUCGUGGGAUUAAAUCUACUGAUGUUCUGAUGUGCUUCGAUGGGAGUGUUUGCUCUGGCUUGAGCCGGUGUGAUCCGGACGGUGUGUGUACGGCCUCACGUUGCAUGCACUCUGCUUGUUGAUCAAAAUGCAAAGGUGAAUUUAAUCCAGGCUUCUGUUCCCCCCCCUUUUUUUUUUUU